AUGACAAACACAAACCGAACAUUAGUUGACUGGCUCGACGACCUCUGCGUGCGCUUCAUCGUCAACCUGCCCAAUGAAGAACUGCAGUCGGUGGAGCGAAUAUGCUUCCAGAUCGAAGAGGCCCAAUGGUUCUACGAAGACUUCAUCCGCCCUCUCGACCCCAACAACCUGCCCUCGAUGCACCUGCGCAAGUUCUCCCAGCUCAUGUUCCAGCACUGCCCCCUCUUCUCCGCCUACUCGGAAGAGCUGCACCAGCAGGCCUACGAGCAGUUCCUCGCCUACAAGACACGGGUCCCGGUGCGCGGCGCCAUCAUGCUCAACGAGGACAUGACCCACGCCGUCCUGGUCAAGGGCUGGAAGAAGGGUGCCAAGUGGAGUUUUCCCCGCGGCAAGAUCAACAAGGAAGAGACGGAUCUCGAUUGCGCCGUUCGCGAAGUCUGGGAGGAGACGGGCUACGACCUGAGGGAGGCUGAUCUGGUCGAGCCCGACGAGCACAUGAAGAAGAUCACCGUCACGAUGCGCGAACAGAGUAUGAUGCUGUACGUCUUCCGCGGCGUACCCAUGGACACUUACUUCGAGCCGAGGACGAGGAAGGAAAUUUCAAAGAUCGACUGGUACAAGCUCACCGAUCUGCCCACCCUGAGGCGGAAGAACCAGGUGCAGCAGCAGGGCACCGGAAACGACCUGAUCAAGGAGAGCAGCUUUUACAUGGUCGCGCCCUUCUUGGGGCCUCUGAAGCAGUGGAUAAAGCAGCAGCACAAACUGGGAAGGCAGAGACAGCGUAACAGCGCGCACAUGGCUCCAGCACCAGUGGCAGGCACCGACGACGAACAUGUCCAACCCAAUUUAUACGAGACUACGGCCGACGAAGCUGCCCCCGUCGCAGAUGCGCAAGUAGCCAACAACUUUGCAGAUAUGGUGGCCCGAUUGGGUCGCGGCCACCGCCCGAGCGACUCCUACCCAGAGCUAUCUCAAGCGCACCAGGCGCCACCACCACAGCAGAGUCAGGAUCCGGCAGAAGCGCUCAAGCGCCUACUCAGUGUCGGCAUGCAGUCGCCGCCAGUGGAAGCCCCUAGCCAGCCGCCCCCUCAAGGAAACCCGCUCCUCGCCCUGUUCAAGCAAGGCAACAACCAACAUGCAGGAAAUCAACAACCCAGGACGCCCUUUGAGCAGAUGAUGUCCCCGCCUGUGCAGCCAUCGAGUCCACAUGGUCAGCACGGCCCUCGGCCUCCGCAAAUGGGCAACAUGGGGCCGCCGCCGCCCUUCUUCCCACCGCACCAGAAUAUGCCAUUCCGAGGGCAUCCAGGGCAUAUGAACGGCAUGCAACCACCACCGCCACACAUGUCGCCUCAUUUCAUGCACCAGCAGCAGCAGCACAUGUUUCCACCCCAGCCACCUAACAUGCAGCAAGCAUUCGACCAACACAACCAGCGGCCACAGUUCCAAGAGAUGGGCGACUCACAGUUUGCUGGCGGCAAUGGCAGACCAGCGAUACCACCAGCCUCCAAAUUACCUGCCCCAAAUCUAAAUGCGCAUGCAAUGGGAUUACUGAACUCAUUCAAGAAUGACAACCAGCAACCUGCGUUCCCGCCGUCGCCUCAAACUACAAUCGCUGUUCCACUACAUCGAAGCCAACAAACAACGCCGAGGAUACAGCAUCCGAUGCCUCAACACAGGCCGCACGGUCUCGUAUCACCGCAGGCACAAUUCGCUCCUAGCCCACCGCAGUUUCAAUCACCUCCUAUUAGUUCGAGUUUUGAACCCGAACAACCGAAGCCAAGGAACGCCCAUCAAGAUUCAUUAUUGAGCAUGUUCAAAUCCACUCCACCACUGCCAAGUCCGCAGCCCCCGCCUGCAGAGUUGUCUGCACUCCCUACAACACCAGCAUACGUCUCCGCGCAACCUGUCGUGAACCCACCCAAACAGCACAAUGCGGCUCUCCUUAGCGUAUUCCACGCUCCUUCGAGUAAGACAAAUAUGACGUCGGCUACUGUGAGCGGACCAGUCAAUGCCCCGGAUUUCGACACCAUGAAGAAGAACAGACAGCCGACGAACGGCAGUUCACGCGGACCGUCACCGACUACCAACAUGCCCUUCAUGCCUCAGCAGAUACUCAAACGUACGCCGCAGGCCUCGCCUAAACCUGCGCCGCCAGUGGAAGUAUCUGCAUCACCGCAAACCGCAUUUCAGCCUCAGGUUCUGAAGAGACCUCAACAGCAGAUCAAGGUACCAGGUCAGGCAGCUUCAGGAGAGACAUCACACAAACAAGGCUUGCUAGACAUGUUCAAGAGUGCCUCACCGCAACCUCCACCCGUCCAGCCGGCGGUAAUACCAUCUCGCUCACCAGUUCCUCCACCCCUAUCCGACAUGGACCGACGUGAAUCUGUACCUGCAGACCAGAAGAACGCUCUGCUCUCCCUCUUCGGUAACAAACCAUCGCCAUCCCCCAAGCCACAAACGCAUAGCCCGGUCCCACCGGCUCGCUCUCCUUUCCCACCUACUCCUAAAACAUCAAUGUCCGGUGUCAUCAGCCCUGUCAGCCCACUGCCUACAAACGGCAGUGUAGGUGCAACCAGCCCAGAAGGCAAUGCGAACCGGAGUCGAAUCAGCAGCAUCGGAGACGGAACAGCGCCCAGCAUCGUCAUACCACCAACAAGUCGCCCGAUGGAUGCAGGAGUCAGCCUAACUCAGAAUGAAGGUGUCAGUGUAGUUGGUCUGAGUACUCAGCAGAGCCGGGCGGGAAGCACAAGCGAGGGCAAGAGUCCUGUGGAUAAGUCUUUCCUCUUGGGCUUUUUGGAAAACGUUGCCAGAGGCGGGCGAUAG
Alternaria postmessia is the source of this 2823-nucleotide messenger RNA. RefSeq lists its product as uncharacterized. Gene Ontology annotation, biological process: nuclear-transcribed mRNA catabolic process, nonsense-mediated decay; deadenylation-dependent decapping of nuclear-transcribed mRNA. The transcript is spliced from 2 exons. The record is from RefSeq and is a predicted model, not a curated record. Gene Ontology annotation, cellular component: cytoplasm; P-body. Lineage: Eukaryota; Fungi; Ascomycota; Dothideomycetes; Pleosporales; Pleosporaceae. Gene Ontology annotation, molecular function: 5'-(N(7)-methylguanosine 5'-triphospho)-[mRNA] hydrolase activity; manganese ion binding; RNA binding. The coding region runs from base 1 to 2823 and encodes 940 amino acids.